Messenger RNA from Adineta steineri, 1998 nucleotides. The record is from the annotation of a GenBank genome assembly. Lineage: Eukaryota; Metazoa; Rotifera; Eurotatoria; Adinetida; Adinetidae.
AUGAGUACAAUUUCAAUACAACAUGACAAUUUAGAAACAUAUUAUUUAAUUUGGCUUGAUAGUUCAGUAAAUAAAUCACAAGAAAAUAUUCAAGCUCAACAAAUUCUUCGUACAUCAAUUAAUCAUUUAUUAACAUUUGAAGAUGAUGAAUUAUGUCUUCAAUAUAUUGAUAAUCUAUCCUAUGAUGAUCGAGUUAUAUUAAUUGUAAGUGGUCAAUUAGGUCAAACACUUGUUCCUCAAAUUUCUCCUCUUCGACAAAUCAUAUCAAUCUAUGUUUAUUGUAGAAAUAAAGAAAUCAAUGAACAAUGGGCUUCUUAUUAUCCUAAAGUAAAAGGUGUCAUGAUUACACUAAACGACCUUAUACAUCAAAUACAAUCUGAUCAAGCACAACGUAGAAAAUAUCAGAGAAUUGAUGAAUAUUUAACUAUCAAUAUUUUUAAAUCGAAUAUUCAUAAAGAAGGACAAUCAACACUUGGUUCAAAUGGACAAUUUAUUCAUUUUCAUUUAUUAAUUGAUUGUCUUAUUCGAAUGAAAAUAACAAGCAAUGAUAAAGAAGAAUUCGUUAAUUUUUGUAAACAAUAUUAUAAAGAUAAUUCGAAUGAAUUAAAUCUUAUUGAAGACUUUACUAAAAAUUAUUCAUCAAAUCAAGCUAUAUGGUGGUAUACACGUGAUUGUUUUCUUUAUCGAUUAUUGAAUAAAGCAUUACGAGUACAAAAUAUUGAUUUAUUAUUUUUAUUAAGAUUUAUUAUUGGUGAUAUUGGUCGUCAGCUAGAAACUAAUAAAUGUUUAGUACCAAUACGAGCUUAUCGAGCACAACAAAUGUCAAAAGAUGAAAUUCAGAUAUUAAAAAAUUCUAUUGGAGAAUUUAUAUCAAUAAAUUCAUUUUUUUCUACUAGUCUUAAUUAUACACAAGCUCGAUCGUUUCUUUAUUCUUCUAAUGAUACUACAGAUGAUAUUGAACAAGUAUUUUUUGAAAUCAAUGCUGAUCCUCGAUUAGAUAAAAUAAAAGCAUUUAGUAAAAUUCAUUCAUUAAGUUAUUUUCCAGAAGAAGAAGAAGUUCUUUUUAUGGUUGGAUCUAUUUUUCGACUUGAUAGUAUUGAAUGUGAUCAUGAAGGAAUAUGGACUAUUCGAAUCGUAUUAUGUUCUGAACAUGAACAUAAAUUAGAAACACUUUUUCAACAUAUGAAAAAUGAAUUCGAUAGUGGACAAACAAAUAUUCUAGUCUUUGGUCAUCUAUUACGAAAAAUGGGUAAAUUAGAUGAUGCUGAAAAAUAUUAUCGUCGUUCUCUUAACACAUUUUCAUAUGAUGAUUCAAAUAAAGCACUUUGUUAUCAUGCAUUAGGUCUUGUUGCUGAUGAUAAAGGUGAUUAUGAAUCAAGUUUAAUAUGGUACAAUAAAGCACUUGAAAUAUUCAUGCGAAUAUUAAAAUCAAAUGAUCCAAAUAUCGCUCUUAUUCAUAAUAGUAUUGCUAUUAUUUAUCAACACAAAGGCAAUUAUAAUCUUGCAUUAGAAUCAUAUGAGAAUGCAUUGACUAUUUGGAAAAACGUUUUUGGUGAAGAUCAUCCUCAUGUUGCUAUAUGUCUUAAUAAUAUUAGUAAUGUAUAUCGAAAUGAAAAGAAAUAUUCGAAAGCAUUAGAAUGUGUAGAAAAAGCAUUGGUUAUCUUUCAAAAACAUCUUCCUGCUGAUCAUUCAGAUUUAGCUUCAACCUAUGGAAGUAUUGGUAAUAUUCAUUUAUGUCUUGGUCAUCAUAAUCAAGCAUUACAAUAUUAUAAUCUUUCAUUGAAAAUCUAUGAAAAAUGUCAUCCAUCUCAACAUCCUGAUAUUGCUAUAACAUUGAGUAAUAUUAGUAGUGUUUAUGAAGAUAAGAAUGAAUAUCAACAAGCACUUGUUUAUCUUGAACGAGCAUCAGAUAUUUAUCAUGAUUUGUUACCUUCAACACAUCCGAAUGUUAUUCAACUUGAACAGAGUAUUAAACGUGUUUCAGAAAAAUUAAAAUAA